AAUCCCAUGGUAACUGAGGGCCUAAGUAAUCUUAAUGACUAAUGUCAUCUUUAUGAUUUUCAGAUAGGACAGAAUGAGACCGGCAGUCUCCACCAUGGUUUGCUGUGUUGCAUGGGGAUGCUCCAAUCGCUCGGAGAAAGGAGUGCGAAUGUACGGUUUCCCCACUGACGCGGAGAGGAGAAAAAAAUGGUUGGCUCAAGUCAGCAGGAGAAAUUUUACUAUCACGAAAGAUUACAACAACAAAAAAAUAUGUGAGGCACAUUUUGAGGCAGACCAGUUUGUCAAGACCAAAAAGGGCAAGACUAGGCUGAGAGCAGAUGCUAUUCCCACCAUCUUUGUGCAUCGCCCUGUGGUCAAAAAGAGGAGGGCCCCUGCACCACGAUGCACCCCUGGACCUGUAAAUAUAGAGCGAAUAGCUGCUGAUCACAGCUAUAGUGUUAAAGGUGACACAGCACUCCGGACCUGCAGCAUCACUGAUGCUCCAUCACAUAGCAGCCCUGCGGCAUCACUAGUCCUCCAGCACACAGCCCCCAGUGCUCCUACAGUCCUCCAACUUCCCUCCCCCUUUGUCAUCAAUCCAAAAUCAGAUGAGCUGCAACAUAAUAUAGACAGAAUGCCAUCGAACGUAGAGAUCAAAGCCGCUGUCCGGAAUGUGAAAUUCCUGAUCCAGAGGGCGGAAGAGCUGAGCAGGUCUGAAGGAACUCUCAUUCGACAACAGGACACCUUUUUUAAUGUGCAGAAGGGACGCCUUAAGCUCAGGAACUUAAUGGAUGGGACUGGCCAGUUGAUAUUUUAUGAGAGACCAGAUGUGGAUGGACCAAAACUUUCAAACUAUUCAAUCUCCCUCACAAAUGACCCAGACGGCCUUACAAGGGUCCUUUCAGACGCCCUAGGGGUUAAGGGGGUGGUCAAGAAGGAGCGUCAUCUUUACAUGGUGGGCCAGACCAGGGUCCACGUUGACACCGUCGAGGGACUGGGUCACUUCAUGGAACUAGAGGUCGUUAUGAAGGAUGGACAGAGCGCUGAGGAAGGAGAGGCCAUUGCCCACCAUCUGAUGGAAGAGCUUGGGGUGAACAAGGAAGACCUCAUUGUUGGCGCAUACAUGGACCUUCUGCUAUCUGACAAGAAAGGCUAGAGUUAGAUAGCAUGCUGUUCAAGGAAAAACAGUAUUAUGUAGAUAUGUAUUGAGGGGGGAGCCGGGGGUGUCUGGGUUUGUUUUGUAAUGCCUGUUUUAGUCUGUGUGCUUCUCCAGAUGUGUCAUUAUUAGCAUUAUUAUUUUGAGACGUGUAAGCACAUAAAUGCCACACUGAGGCUGGAGACAGCGUGGACCACAAUAAAAAUGUUCACUGGACUGCUUGUGAAGUCAUGCUCACAGCUUAGUAACCAUGCUAGUAUUGUAGAGAUCAUAAAAGUG
Megalops cyprinoides (Indo-Pacific tarpon) is the source of this 1414-nucleotide messenger RNA. RefSeq lists its product as uncharacterized. The record is from RefSeq and is a predicted model, not a curated record. The transcript has 9 exons. The coding region runs from base 74 to 1135 and encodes 353 amino acids. NCBI's taxonomy places the organism in Eukaryota, Metazoa, Chordata, Actinopteri, Elopiformes, Megalopidae.